AUGGUUCCCGGCAGACUCCACCUGGUAAUACUGGUUUUGGGCUCCGUUUUAAUCGGGUGGGCCAGCUCACACCAGGAGUCGGGUGAGUGGAGCUGCGAGUCGGACUCAACGAUCCAACUACAAGCCGAGUUCAGACCGGGACUCAUCACCGUCGACGGUCGCGCCGAUGAUUGGAAGGACAUUGAUGGCUCUGCGUUUUCUCUCCUUCCCGCCCUUGACCCCGAUGAGGAUAAAGAAUACCCAGGUGGAAAAAUGACAGUUAAGACUUUGCAUGAUGGGAGAGAUGUGUUUUUCUUGUUGCAAGUUGAUGGAGCCUAUGCUUACACAAAAGGCACUAAUAAUAAAUGCCCGUCUGUAGCCCUCAUGUUCCAAAUAGGCGAGCUUGCGACCUAUCACAAUAUGGGUGGUUGUCCGGAAGAACCUGAUGCUUGCACAAGAAAAACUUGCAAAGGCCAUGAAGUCGACAUUAUGCACUUCUCAAUUGGAAAUGCUAUACCUGGACGGCUUUAUGGUGGAAACCCGCUAGACAAUAGAGAUGGAAAUGGUGGUGACAGGUUUGGCCAUUUGGUUGAUCUUUAUGCAUGGAAUCCACACUGUAGAUACCUUGAUGGAAUUGCUCCUUUAGGAAAUGAUUCUAGUGCACAAAAUAACUGGAAAGGAGCAUGGUGGCACUCUACCUUUAAAGUUCCGUCAGGUUUUAUAGAGGAAGACAGUCCUUAUGCUUCAGAUGGUGAAAAGGGAACAUAUUCUUUUGAGUUCUCCCGGCCUCUAAGAACUACGGAUCGUAUCCAACAGGAUAUUCAGUUUACAAUCGGCGAAGCAAGCAAGAUGUCCGUCGCAUUCUGGUAUCCAGUCGACAAGACUCCAUGGCACGGUUCAGGUCAUUAUUCUGUAAACUGUGAUUGGAUACCUUUAGAUAUCUCUGCUGGCAGUUCAACCUCGAGCUCAUCAUUAAGCGGCGGCUCAGGAGACAUUGCCAGUGCGUUUUCCCUUUUGUUUUCAGUAGUUGCUAUAUGCCUCUCCGUAUUUGUGGUAUACAGACUUGGUAGACUUAAAAAUAUCCAUUUUACACCAGUGGGAGAUAAUCUGUAGAAUAUUAGUAGUAUAUUGGUGUGAAGAGUGUACUGUUGAGAGUUGUACUGCUUAGUUUUGUACUUCCAUCACUACCACAGCAUUACAUUUUUUUAUUAGAAUUUCAUUGAUAGUUUAAUGCCAA
Messenger RNA from Mercurialis annua (annual mercury), 1216 nucleotides. RefSeq lists its product as uncharacterized. Lineage: Eukaryota; Viridiplantae; Streptophyta; Magnoliopsida; Malpighiales; Euphorbiaceae. The record is from RefSeq and is a predicted model, not a curated record. The transcript has 8 exons. Gene Ontology annotation, molecular function: heme binding. Bases 1 to 1092 code for a protein of 363 amino acids.